Molecule: messenger RNA, 951 nt
Organism: Adineta steineri
Lineage: Eukaryota; Metazoa; Rotifera; Eurotatoria; Adinetida; Adinetidae
Source: the annotation of a GenBank genome assembly
AUGUCAAAUCAAAGAUUCAUCUUCGUAUGUAUAUCCAUUGGUAUUAUAAUACAAUCAAUAAAUGGACAAGCACCAUGUCCCGUUGAAGAAGAUCCAGUACAAUUAGCUGAAUGUGCACAAUUGGAUGUUCAAGCAAUUAUUCAAGCAGCUAAAGGAAAUUUAAAAUUAUUUUGUAAUUUAGCUGAACGAUAUAUGGAAUGUUUUAAAACCAAAACUCGAAAUUGUCUUGGUGGAUGGGCUGCUGAAGGUGGUUUAACUGAAUUACAAAAUUUAGCUCAAUGGUGCUGUGUUAAUCCAGGUCUUCCAGAACCUGAUGAAUGUCCACUUCAUCGUAAUCCAAAAUGCUUUUCCGGUGAUGAUUUUGUUUCAAUGGCAAAUGGUGAAAGAAAACUUUUAAGUGAACUUCGACCAGGUGAUCGUGUACUUGUUAUGAAUACACAAAAACAAAUUGAAGAAGAUGAAAUUAUUAUGAUGCUUGAUAGUCAACCAAAACGUCCAGCUUUAUUCUAUUCAAUUGAAACUGAAAGUGGUCAUCGUUUAAGUUUAACAGGAAAUCAUUUUAUUGCUGUUAAUCAUAAUGAUCAAUUUCUUCCAGCAAAUCAAAUUAAAUCUCGUGAUACUGUUUUUAUACAUUCACAAGGUAAAUUACAACCAGUUAUGGUUCGAAAUGUUAGCGAAGAAUAUCGUGUUGGAUAUUUUACACCAAUGACUAGUCAUGGAACAUUAAUUGUUAAUGAUAUGGCUGCUUCAUGUUAUUCAAGUGUUGUUAGUCAUAAUUUAGCACAUCAAAUAUUAGCACCACUUCGUUGGUGGUAUCGUUUUGCCAAAGUUUUUGCUGUCGAACAACCAUUUGAAUAUUCACCUGAUGGUGGUAUUCAUUGGUUACCAAAAGCAAUGUUACAAAUAACAGAAAAAUAUUUACCAAAUGUGUUAACAACACAAAGUCUUUAA